GCAGCCCCCCGCACCGCGCAGUGCCCCGCACCUCGCCGCAGCCUCGGCUUCUCCCCCCCCUCGUCCGGCCAGAUGAUGAACUUUCUGCGGCGCAGGCUCUCGGACAGCAGCUUCAUCGCCAACCUCCCCAAUGGCUACAUGACCGACCUGCAGCGGCCGGAGCCGCAGCAGCCGCCACCGCCGCCUCCUCCCUCAGCCUCCCCGCUCCCUGCCUCUGCCUCCCCGGCCGCGGAGCGCCGGCAGCCGCCGCAGUCCGCUCCCCCCCAGCAGCCGCCGCCGCAGCAGCAGUCGACGGGCAGCAGCUUCUUCAGCUCCCUCUCCAACGCCGUCAAGCAGACGGCGGCCUCGGCCGGGCUGGUGGAUGCCUCCUCCGCCGUCUCCGCGGCUGUCGGCAGAAAGUUCAAGCUGCUCCUGGUCAUCGACGAGCCGCACACGGACUGGGCCAAGGCUUUCCGUGGAAAAAAGGUCCAUGGAGAAUAUGACAUAAAGGUUGAACAGGCAGAAUUUUCAGAAAUCAACUUGAUAGCCCAUGCUGAUGGCAAUUACGCAGUAGAUAUCCAAGUAUUUCGAAAUGGCACUAAGGUUGUCAGGUCCUUCAAGCCUGAUUUUGUCCUGGUUCGACAACAUUCAUUCAGCAUGGCGGAAAACGAAGAUUUCCGUAACUUGAUCAUUGGAAUGCAGUUUGCAGGCAUCCCCAGUGUCAACUCUCUGGAGUCCAUCUACAACUUCUGUGACAAACCUUGGGUGUUUGCUCAGCUGGUGUCUGUCUACAAAACUUUGGGUCCAGAGAAGUUCCCUUUAAUUGAGCAAACAUUCUAUCCAAAUCACAAGGAAAUGCUAACAAUGCCAACCUUUCCUGUGGUGGUGAAGAUUGGACAUGCUCACUCAGGCAUGGGAAAGAUCAAGGUAGACAACCACUACGAUUUUCAGGACAUAGCCAGCGUGGUUGCCCUCACUCAGACCUACGCCACCACUGAGCCCUUCAUAGACUCCAAAUAUGACAUCAGGAUCCAAAAGAUAGGCAGUAACUACAAAGCAUACAUGAGAACUUCCAUAUCUGGGAACUGGAAGACAAACACGGGCUCUGCAAUGCUGGAACAAAUUGCUAUGUCAGAUAAGUACAAGCUUUGGGUUGACACCUGUUCUGAAAUAUUUGGUGGUCUGGACAUCUGUGCUGUUAAAGCUGUACAUGGCAAGGAUGGAAAAGAUUAUAUUUUUGAGGUCAUGGACUGUGCGAUGCCUCUGAUCGGUGAGCAUCAGACCGAAGACAGGCAACAUAUCACUGAGCUAGUCAUAAGCAAAAUGAACCAAAUGUUGUCCAAAACUCCCAUACCAUCUCCUCAGAGACCCACUGCCACUCAGCAGCCUCAGAGUGGAUCACUAAAGGAGCCAGAGCCAAACAAAAUCCCACCUCAGCGACCACCACCUCAAGGGGGCCCAGUGCAACCCCAAGGAAUGCAAUCCCAAAGCCAGGAGCCAUUGCAGCCACAGCGCAUGUACCCCCCCGGGCAGGCAGCAAAGCCCUCAGCUUCCCAGCCACAGCGCCCGCCUGGACCCACCACCCAGCAGCCACGGCCCCAGGCCCAAGGUCCACCCAGCACCAGAUUAUCAAAGGAAGCAGAGCCACAGCCAGCUCCAAAACCAGCUCCAAAGCCAGCUCCAAAGCCAGCUCCACAGCCAGCUCCACAGCCAGCUCCAAAGCCAGCUCAACAACCAGCUCCACAGCCAGCUCCACAGCCAGCUCCGCCACCUGCUCCGCAGCAGAAGCCUCAGUCUCAUCCACAGCUCAACAAGUCGCAGUCCCUGACAAAUGCCUUCAGUUUCACAGAGUCCUCCUUCUUCCGAUCGUCUGUGAACGAAGAUGAAGCAAAAGCUGAAACCAUUCGAAACUUGAGGAAAUCCUUUGCUAGUCUUUUUUCUGAUUAGCCAGCUCCAUCAACGUGCACCUAGCAUAUAGUCUGAACACUCGGUGAAUGUUACCUAGGUUUUGUUCUCCCUGUGACAGUACCUUCUCUCCUGUGCUAACUGUUGUACUGAGCAAUAUGUUAACAUCUAAAAAAAAAUAGGGAAAAAAAAAAAAAAAAAAGGACUUUGCUGAGAUACCAUUCAGGAACACGUAUAGAAAUCUCUGAAGAAGGAAGGGUUCUAUCACUAACACAGAAUGCCAGUUCUAAGGUCCUUAUCCAUUGUAAUAUUGUGGCCUUACUGUGACUGAACUAUAUAAUCCUAUUUGAGGCUCCUUUGUAGAACUGUGUUAAUAAAGCGUUGAGCAGGGGGGCUCCCCGUGCUGCCCCCACGGCCAGCGUGUUGCCAUGCAUGUGUAUUUUGUGUGUAAGUGUUUUGUACUGCAAGGUAUAGUCUUGACUUGUUCUUGCCUCCCGCAUUUAGGAGGCAGUUCACACCGACCUUCUCGUCCAGCCACAUAAAUAAUGUGAGAAGUUGAAGCAGUUUCUUCCUCCUUAUACAAUCUUUCCAUCAGCUGGUUGUAGACUCCUGAUGUAUUGCUGAGAGUUAUCAGUACACUAAUUUAAUGUCAUAAAUAGAGUGUGUAUGUACUACUGUAUCUCCAUUUGUCUAUUUACAUUUAUUUCCAAACUGUAACCAUAACUGGGUUUAGUUGCAAAGAAAUAUGCAUGAUGUUACCCUUAUUUUUGUGAACACCUUCUAAUAAAUGUAAAGUCCCAUGCCUGAUUUAAAAAAAAAAAGAAGUCUUCUACAAAACUUGUUUCAACAUCACUAUAUAUUGUCUGUUUUGACUGAUAUCAAAAGGGUAGCUUUAUGAUUAUAAAAUAUUUGGACACAAACCACAACUGUGAGAAAAUAAACUAUGGCAAAUAAU
Apus apus (common swift) is the source of this 2839-nucleotide messenger RNA. It is a transcript of the gene SYN2, whose product is annotated as synapsin II. Gene Ontology annotation, biological process: neurotransmitter secretion. The transcript is spliced from 13 exons. Bases 73 to 1926 code for a protein of 617 amino acids. Lineage: Eukaryota; Metazoa; Chordata; Aves; Apodiformes; Apodidae. Gene Ontology annotation, cellular component: synaptic vesicle; synaptic vesicle membrane. Gene Ontology annotation, molecular function: ATP binding. The record is from RefSeq and is a predicted model, not a curated record.